GUUGGCUGCUGUUGCUACUAGCUGCUUGUUGCUACAUGUUGUUGUUAUUAAUCAAAGCUAUGGUUUUGGGGGCUUGUGCUUGCUCUGCCUUUGCACAAAAAUAUGGCAUAUGCUAGUUUAAUAUUUCAUCACCAAAAUAAGGCAUAUGCUAGUUUGACAUUUCAUCACCAAAAUAUGGCACAUGCUAGGAAUUGGGCCUCGCUUGGUUGACAUGUUCAAAGAAGCUUAUGAGAGUGUUGAAGUUCCAAAGUAUGUGGACACUGUUACUCCUGAAUACAAACCCAAGUUUGAUGCCCUAUUGGUGGAACUGAAAGAAGCAGAUGCAUCUCUGAAGGAGUCUGGAAGAUUAGAGAAAGAAAUUGUAGAAGUCCAAGAGUUGAAGCAAAAGAUCAGUACCAUGACUACAGAUGAAUAUUUUGAGAAACGUCCAGAGAUUUUGUUCACAAACAGAAAUCAAAGUUCAGAGGUGGUUGAUAUUGAUAUUUGUUUCUCUGCAAUGACUUAG
This is a messenger RNA of Camellia sinensis, 505 nucleotides long. The record is from RefSeq and is a predicted model, not a curated record. Lineage: Eukaryota; Viridiplantae; Streptophyta; Magnoliopsida; Ericales; Theaceae.